Molecule: messenger RNA, 5852 nt
Organism: Rhipicephalus sanguineus (brown dog tick)
Lineage: Eukaryota; Metazoa; Arthropoda; Arachnida; Ixodida; Ixodidae
Product: UPF0047 protein YjbQ
Exons: 8
Coding region: 1-621 (206 amino acids)
Source: RefSeq, a predicted model, not a curated record
AUGUGGGAUGAAAGAAGCCACCGGUACACGUGUGUGGCGUGCACGUGCGCUUCAUAUGCUCACGCAUGGGAAGAAGAAAUAAAUAAAAUAAAAAAGGAUGUGCCGAUAAAGAAAAGUUCCUUCCCUCGGAGAGUGAUCCCAUCUGAUUCGGAAGUGAUGGCGACAGCCAGUGGCAGUGGAAUAAGGCACGGUUCUUCUUGGGUACAGAGGAAGAUCAACCUGAGGCCACAGCACCGGGGCGGCCAUCUCAUAACGGACGAGGUUGUGAAACAAAUGCCAGAGAUUUCCCAGUUCGCCGUCGGCCUCUUUCACAUACAGAUUAUGCACACAUCUGCAAGUUUGGCAUUGAAUGAGAACUGGGAUCCAGACGUUCGAGAUGAUGUAGAGAACUUCAUGAAUAAAUUAGUACCGGAGAACCUACCUUACCAGCACUCCUGUGAAGGUCCUGAUGACAUGCCUGCCCAUAUCAAGGCUAUUCUGUUUGGGUCGAGCCUGUCCAUUCCGAUCACGGAUGGCAAGCUCAACCUGGGCACCUGGCAGGGCAUCUGGCUCUGUGAGCAUAGAAACAGGGCAGGCUCCAGAAAAGUGGUGGUGACAAUCAAUGGCUCCUUGAAAGACUGAAGGGUAGGGUGGUGUGAUGACUACACAGACUUUGCCCCGAGGCAGCCACAAGACGCUCUUUGUGGGAUUGCAGUGAUUGAGGGUGAAAUUGUGCUGUAGCUGUGCCAGGGCAGUGUGAAAGCAAGGAGAGCCCACGGAGUACACGGCUUCUCACCGCCGCCACCACCAGCACCAGCACCACCACCACCGUCACGAAAACAGAGCAACCACUGCCACGGACGUCAGCGACCAGCGAAGGCAUCACCCCGGGCUGCUUUUCUGCAGGCACAGAAGAAAUUUGAAAGGACACUUACGUAUCCCUUGUCAUCCAGCUUGCUAUCGAUUACUUUCUUGUGUCACUUUUCUUUUUAUUAUUUACAUUGAUGUUCGUUGAUCGUCGGUGCUAUGUACUUCAUCUUAUUCUAACACUUGUGCAACUGUGCUGCCUUAAUGCAAAGCGACAACUUGUUUGGCAACCAUCUUGUCAUCAUUCUGUUUGAUAUUCACAUUGUGUCAGCUUUGAAGCUAUGGUUUUUAGAUGUGGCAGAUGAAAUUAGCAUCGGUUGAUUUGAACUAACAGGAAGUUUUUUUUUCCCUCCGAAAACAGAUGAUGUUACGACUACAGCCCCUUUAUGUCUGCGGUUUAGACAUAUGCUUCAAGGACGAGGUCAGUGGUUAUUGAGACAUCCAUCUGUUUGGACACUUUUCGCCUCACAACCACUUACAUGGAGCUGUUGGCACCUGCGGGUGCAAUUGGGAAUAGAUGGACAGCUCUCUCUGUGACCUGUGUGCCUGUGCAACUGUGCUACAGCACUAGAGUGUUUAUUGGCAUUUUCCUUUUGCGACUCCUUUACUUUACACAUUCCCCCUUUGGCAUGAAGGUUCUCAGUGACCUGUCGCAACAAUGAGGAGCCACUAGACGUAGACCUUUCGACACUGACAUCACCUCUGCGCUGCGAAUGCAGGCUUGUAAUUAAUUGACCAUGCUAAUUGUGUACAUACUUCUGGUAGCACGGUCACCAAUUUCCUAACAUUAGUAGGACGCUCUGGUUGAGUCCAUUGAAGUGACACCAUGGUUGUUGCUUACAGUACUAGUCUAUCGGUCUCUCUCUCCCUUUUUGUACCACGCAGUAAUUUCAGGGUUGUGCAAAAUGACGAUAGUUGUUUUCGUGAACGAAGCCUCGAUGGCAGUGUUGGCCAUUUUGCCGGCCACAAAAAAUGUAGUGUAUAUCCGAGGAGCGAUCCCACUUAGUGUGCACUUGGAAACGUUUGGGCGCUGAGCCCCCUUGUUGUAGGACUUGUCAUGGUCUGAUGCAUUCGGUUGUGCUGGGCAGACGAUGAAGUGAGCAAUGCCCUUUAUGUGCAAGGUGUCUGCAAAGUCCUGCCAUUACUUUUCUACUCUGCUGUCUAGCGCCUCUCAUGCUGAGCUGCUUGUACAUAGCGCGGUCAGAGUGGCACAUAGCGCAGGACUAGCGUACUUUGUUUUGAGCGAAACGUAUCCACGCCAAGCUUUGGUCAAUUUUUGUGCCAGAGCUUGUUCCAGAGCUGUGCCAGAGCUCCGUGUGUUCUGUAAAGAUUUCAGUUCGGUCUUGAGACCACUGUGGGAAACUGACGCAAACACAGCCUGUGCCCUUUACAAAGGCAUUGGGAAGCAGGAGUGAAAAUUUUGCGAUUCCCUACGGAAUGACGCUGCAUUUUACAUGACUUGUGUGUAAGUCGUGUAAAAAAGUGCCCACAGUUUUCUGGCCAUAUUGGAGGGUCUUUGCCGUUGAAGUCCAUGAGGAAAAAUGUAGCGGCUUAUAAAAUCGGGCACACAGAUGGUGGCACUGCUACUCAUUAUUGCGAACUACACCGCCUCCCCCCCCCCCCCCUUUUUUUUUCAUGUAAUGUGGGCCCAGCAUUUUUGACAAUGCUUAUCGUUAUUUUCUAUACAGUUAUGAAGGCAUUUGUUUUUUAUGUAGAUAUGAUGCUGGAACAAAACUAAUAUAGAUAUACCAUCUGGCUGUAAUGUAGAUGUAAUGCUUAGUUGCAAACUGUUUUCCCACCAUUAGCAGCGACUACAAAUAAUGGGUACGCAUGUGGUUUGUAAAUGUCAGUCUUCAAAUGUUCUUGCAGUGGCUACCAUCAGAGACUGGAUGUUAAAGGCAAAUAUCGAUUCACUUAAAGCACACACGAAGAUCAGUAGUACUAUCUGCUUCCAUCUAAUUUUUACAUUAGUUAAACUUUGCCUUUUCUUCAACAUUAAAAGAGGCGAAGCAGGGAUUGUAAACCUUAGAAUUAGCAAGCUUUUGAAAAGUGGAAAUGAAUGUUGCGUCUGCCAGAAAGCAUUUAUGGAAACUGCCAAAUUAUCAUAUUGAGUUGUAAGGCCAACGGUUACAAAAUUACGGUUUCUUAGCCUGUACAGCUUACCAUAUAGCAUACUGAUGUCAUGAGCUGGCAUAGUGGGUUAAUUUACCUGCACACAGAAAAAAAUUGGUGUGUGGAAAAAUCCUCACAAGUGGAUUUAACUAGCUGCCACUCUCCUCCUAACUCUGUCAUAUAUACAUACCUAUUUGUUACAAAGGCAGUCUUUAAAAUAUAUGCAUAUAUUAGCAUAUCAGAAAUACUUCCUUCUGAGCCAAUUUUACUGUCUAAUAAAACUAUCCAAAAGUGAUUAUUGGCUGCAUCAACAUCCCUUUCUGCUAAGCAUAAUUGCUUCACUGAUAUUUUUGCAACGUGCUCACUACUCUGCUAGCCAAAUGCCAUCUCUGUGUAUGUGGUGUAAAUUUGUACUAGUGAAAAUGUAUCGGAACACUUUAAAUCAGAAGUAGGCGUUGGAUGUUGUGCACUUCUGUGCAACAGCAGUUACGGAACUUUUCAGAAAGCGCAGUGUCGUUAUGAGAUGUGAUUACUGCGUCAAACUCCGUGCGAAAAUCUCUGAUGACAUGACAGCUUGCUGGUGUGCUUGGGAACUUGCAGCAAGUGCAAUUGGUACAAAAAUUGAGGAAGAUAAAAGGGUGCCUGUGUUCCUCGUGAUUGCAUGGGUUUCAAAAAAAAAAUUUCACGCACAAAUUAGCCCUGUUACGUUGGCAACACGUGACGUGACAGUGGUAAUACGUUGGUCAACUGUCCCCGACGCACAUCGAACUGUCCAUUGCAGCCUUCUCAUUACUUGCACCACCAAGAAAGAUUGAUGCGCAUUUUUUUUUUUUUUUUUGCUCCUGCACAAGCUUCUAGAUGUGACAGUGCUUGCUUGCUUGCUUGUUUGUUUGUUUUUGUCUCCAUGGUGAUACUUGUCUUGGAUGUGUUGAAAGUUCUGUAUGCAGUGUUGUGAUUCCUUGCGUUUUCCAUGUUUGUAUAGAAAUUAUGCAGAGUUGACAUGGAAUCUGCGUCAUUUUCGUAUGAGUAAUACAGAAAGCUAUGAAACUGUGACUAGAUGCAGAAGUGCAUCACUAUAGUUCUCUGUAGGGUUUUGUCGCGACGUGAAGAUGAUACAGAAAAAUUUAUGACGCAUGUAAUCUUUAUUUGGUCAAGAAAACUACGACAGCGGGCAGCAGCCAUUAUGCAAUGUGCAAUGUAUGUAUACUGGUGUGGAUGGUAGGAGUGGUAGAGCCUGUGAAAGUAGCUGAAGCUGUUGUGAGGGGGUGUGUGGGACUCUUUAUGUCUCGUUUGUUCGUUCCUGCAGAAGCUGUUGCUGUGCUAUAUUGCUCGAACUUUUGCUCUUCUAUAACAGUGUAAAAAACUUAGUAAAAUGAAUUGCCGAAUUUUUUAUAGCUCAUUUGGCACAUUAGUGAAAGAAAGACCGAAUUUUUAUUCUUUACUGUCCUUGCCAUUUUACUAGUGCAAUAGAAUUAAUGAGAUCCCUGUGGCUGUGUGUUGUGGUGCGCUUGAACUUUUGUCAUCCACUUCAUAGAGCGCUGAAGACUAUAUAUUAUGGUCAUUACCUAAGACGGUUAAGUUUUUAAAAAUUAUGGUCAAUAGGUUUUCACCGUAUUCACAAAAACUUAACUAAAAUAAAUAUGUGUCUUCGGGUAUAUUUAAGCUAUGCAGGAUUACCCGAGGAUGCAGUAAACAAAUCAAAACUUGCCAAUAUUUUUCUGCUUUGCAGCGGCUCCUGACUGAAUGAGAGCAGUUUUGGUGACAGUCAUUUGUUGCACAUUGCAUGUUUAGGGAAAGAGCAAAGCUUGAGGAGAUGAAAAAUUCUUGAACACAGUGUUGCCGGAGCCAACAUUUUGACAUGCGGACUUGCCUUCUUCGAGUUACAGCAUUGAAGAAGACAAGUCUGCAUGUCGAAACGUUGGCUCCAGCGAUACUGUGUUCCAGAAUUUUUUGUCAAAUCGCAUGUUUGUAAGUCGCAUGUUUGUGUUUAUGAGGUGGGUAUUUUCUUGAGGUUCUUCAGUGGCUGCUGGCCUUUUACGCGAGUACAUAAUUAACUUGGAGCAGCGUGCGUUUCACGUAAUUGCUGCUGGCUCUUGCAUCCCGUCAGGCUUUCAUGUUUUUCGCGCUUCAAUGCUGCUGCUCACAGCACACUCACAGCCACACUUCCCAAGCUCCGUACAAGCCCCAAUAAGGUGGGCACCCACAACGUGUGGCAUUUCAUUCACGACAGCAAACUGUCUCGCAGGGAGCACCUUUUGGCUGGACGAGAGCAAAACAUAUCAUUUGAAAGAUGUGUUCCAGAAAUUUGCUGUUAAAACUUGCUGAUUUCUGCGUGUGAACGCGGUUUCUGGGAUGUGUGUAGACCGUGUACCUUUAUAAUGCCGGGGCAUGUGUUUGUGUAUGUGUGUACAAAAUGUGCAUUGGUGCAGAGCCACCUUCAGUUUUUCUUUCUCCCCGAGUUUCCAGUGUAGUGCUUUAAAAAAAAAUGAGAGAAAGAGGGACACUUUAUUGUGAGGCUGUUGCUUGUGAGAGAGGGAGAGAGAAAGAAAAAAAAAAUGACAGUAAUCCCAACUGUGCCAACGGUCACUGUUACGAGACCAGCAGGCAAACGAUGACAUAGUUUUGACUGUUGUUCCUACGGCCUCCUUGUUCUAGCUUCCCUUCGGUUCCAUGCUGGUUUCUUCUUGCUGUUGCUAUAAUAACACUUUUUGCUCAAGACCUGAAGGAUGCGAAGGCGUUCUUAAUCCAUUCAACACAAGCAAAUGAGGUCUUUUACCCAGUCUUCCUAUGAGACCUCUUGCUGUUAUUCUUGGGAUCUCUCUUUUGUUAAAUAAAGGCUCACAGGCAUAAUUCUCAACUGCUCGCCACGUGUGCUGUGCAGUGAACUCAAAAGG